This is a messenger RNA of Hippopotamus amphibius kiboko, 4584 nucleotides long. It is a transcript of the gene PRG4, whose product is annotated as proteoglycan 4. The transcript is spliced from 14 exons. Gene Ontology annotation, biological process: immune response. Gene Ontology annotation, molecular function: polysaccharide binding; scavenger receptor activity. The record is from RefSeq and is a predicted model, not a curated record. Lineage: Eukaryota; Metazoa; Chordata; Mammalia; Artiodactyla; Hippopotamidae. The coding region runs from base 1 to 4275 and encodes 1424 amino acids.
AUGGAGUGGAAAAUACUUCCAAUUUACUUGCUGCUGCUUUCUGUUUUCUUGAUUCAGCAAGUUUCUUCUCAAGAUUUAUCAAGCUGUGCAGGGAGAUGUGGGGAAGGGUAUUCUAGAGAUGCCACCUGCAACUGUGAUUAUAACUGUCAAUACUACAUGGAGUGCUGCCCUGACUUCAAGAAAGUCUGCACUGUGGAGCUUUCCUGUAAAGGCCGCUGCUUCGAGUCCUUUGCAAGAGGGAGGGAGUGUGACUGUGACUCAGACUGUAAGAAGUAUGGCAAGUGCUGUUCCGAUUAUGACAGUUUUUGUGAAGUGCGUAAUCCCACAUCACCACCACCUUCAAAGACUGCACCUCCACCUCUAGGAGCAUCUCAGACCAUCAAAUCAACAACCAAACAUUCACCCAAAUCACCAAACAAGAAGACAACUAAGAAAGUUAUAGAAUCAGAGGAAAUAAUAGAAGAACAUUCUGUUUCUGAAAAUCAAGAGUCUUCCUCCUCCUCUUCCUCUUCAACUAUUCGGAAAAUCAAGUCUUCCAAAAAUUCAGCUGCUAAUAGAGAAUUAAAGAAGAAACCCAAAGUUGUAAAAGACAAGAAGAAAAGAACCCCUAAAAAGAAACCUACCCCCGAACCACCAGUUAUAGAUGAAGCUGGAAGUGGACUGGACAACAGUGAUUUCAAGCUCACCCCAACUCCUGAUGGUCCCACCACUCAACGUAAUAAAGUUACCACAACUCCCAAGAUUACAGCAGUAAAACCAAUACUUGCUAAACCCAGUCUUCCACCUAAGUCUGACAUAACCACAGAGAAACCUUCGACAGCCAAUAAGGAGACAACAGUUGAAACUAAAGAGACGUCUACAACAAAUAAACAGACUUCGACUAGUGCAAAAGAGAAGACUACUUCAGCUAAAGAGACACAAAAUGCAGAGGAAACAUCUACUAAAGAUUUUGCACCCACAUCUGAAGUUACUGCUACAUCUACACUCAAAGCUGAAACUAUAACCAAAUCCCCUGCUCUCACCUCUGCCAAGGAGCCUGUACCUACCACCCCCAAGACACCUACACCCACCACUCCCAAGGAGCCUGCUCCCACCACCACCAAGGAGUCUACACCCACAACCCCCAAGAAGCCCGCUCCCACCACCCCCAAGAAGCCACCUGCAACUACCACCCCCAAGGAGCCUGCACCUACCACCACCAAGGAGCCAGCUCCCACCACUACCAUGGAACCUGCACCUACCACCACCAAGGAGCCUGCACCCACCACCCCCAAGGAGACAGCUCCCACCACCCCCAAGGAGCCUGCACCUACCACCCCCAAGGAGCCUGCACCUACCACCCCCAAGGAGCCUGCACCCACCCCCCCCAAGAAGCCUGCAUCUACCACCCCCAAGAAGCCUGCAUCUACCACCCCCAAGGAGCCUGCACCUACCACCCCCAAGGAGCCAGCUCCCACCACCCCCAAGGAGCCUGCACCUACCACCCCCAAGGAGCCUGCACCUACCACCCCCAAGGAGCCAGCUCCCACCACCCCCAAGGAGCCUGAACCUACCACCCCCAAGGAGCCUGCACCCACCCCCCCCAAGAAGCCUGCAUCAACCACCCCCAAGGAGCCUGUAUCUACCACCCCCAAGGAGCCUGCACCCACCACCCCCAAGGAGCCUGCACCCACCACCCCCAAGGAGCCUGCAACCACCACCCCCAAGGAGCCUGCACCCACCACCCCCAAGAAGCCUGCACCCACCACCCCCAAGGAGCCUGCACCCACCACCCCCAAGGAGCCUGCAUCUACCACCCCCAAGGAGCCUGCACCUACCACCACCAAGGAGCCAGCUCCCACCACUACCAUGGAACCUGCACCUACCACUCCCAAGGAACCAGCUCCCACCACCACAAAGGAGCCUGCACCUACCACUCUCAAGAAGCCAGCUCCUACCACCACCAAGGAGCCCACUCCCACCAGCCCUGAGAAGCCUGCACCCACCACCCCCAAGGAGCCUGCACCCACCACCCCCAAGGAGCCUGCACCCCCCACCCCCAAGGAGCCUGCACCCACCACCCCCAAGGAGCCUGCAUCUACCACCCCCAAGGAGCCUGCACCUACCACCACCAAGGAGCCAGCUCCCACCACUACCAUGGAACCUGCACCUACCACUCCCAAGGAGCCAGCUCCCACCACCACAAAGGAGCCUGCACCUACCACUCUCAAGAAGCCAGCCCCCAAGGAGCCUGCACCUACCACCCCCAAGGAGCCAGCUCCCACCACUACCAUGGAACCUGCACCUACCACUCCCAAGGAGCCUGCACCUACCACCCCCAAGGAGCCUGCACCUACCAUCCCCAAGGAGCCAGCUCCCACUGCCCCCAAGGAGUCUACACCCACAACCUCCAAGAAGCCUGCUCCCACCACCACCAAGGAGCCUGCACCUACCACUCCCAAGAAGCCAGCUCCUACCACCACCAAAGAGCCCGCUCCCACUACCACCAAGGAGCCUGCACCUACCAUCCCCAAGAAGCCAGCUCCUGCCACCCCCAAGGAGCCAGCUCCAAGUUCUCCUGAGACCCCUGCUCCAACUUUUCCUGAUACACCUGCUCCAACCACCUCAGAGGCCUCUACUUCAACUACCACCAUGGAGCCUCCCACUACUCCCAAGAGCUCUGCUAAAUCAGCUCCUGAGUUUCCUAUAGAACCCACACCAACGACUCUUGAAAACAGUUCCAAGGAGCCUGCUGUACCUACAACCAAGGCUCCUAAAGUAACCAAAUCUGAAAUGACUACAACAGCUAAAGACAAGGCCACAGAAAAAGACAUACAUACUACACCUGAAAUUACAACUGCUGUACCUAAAAUUAUAGCAGAGACAGCAACUAAAACAGAAGAAAAGACCACUGAAUGCAAAAUAACAAGUACAACCACACAAGUAACACCUACCACAACUAAGGAUACCAUGACAUCACCCAAAAUUACUCUUAAAGCAACAACUCUUGCACCCAAAGUAAUGACUCCAACAAAAAAGACAACUGAAAAGACUAUGAGCAAACCUGAACCAACAACAGCUAUACCAAAAGGUACAGCUACUAACUCUCAAGUGAUAACUCCUAAACCCCCAAAGCCAACCAAAACACCCAAAAAGCCCACUUCUACCAAAAAGCCCACUUCUGCCAAAAAGCCAAAAAUACCUAAAGUAAGAAAACCAAAGACUACGCCAACUCCCCCAAAGAUGACAACAUCAGCAAUGCCUACAUUGAACCCUACCUCUUUAGUGGAAGCCAUGCUCCAAACCACCACUAGCCCUAAGCAAACUCCCAACUCAGAAAUAAUUGAAGUAAAUCCAAAGAAUGAACAUGCAGAUGUUACCGAAGGAGAAAAACCUCACAUGAUUCCCAGGCCCCCUGAGUUAACUACUAUAGUUACUCCAGGCGCUGAUUUCAUAGUGAGAGGACCCAAUCGAGGCACUGGCAUCAAUCCCAUGUUUUCAGAUGAGACUAAUUUAUGCCAUGGUAGGCCAGUGGAUGGACUGACUACUUUGCGCAAUGGGACAUUAGUUGCAUUUCGAGGUCAUUAUUUCUGGAUGCUAAAUCCAUUGAGUCCACCAUCUCCACCUCGUAGAAUUACUGAAGUUUGGGGCAUUCCCUCCCCCAUUGAUACUGUUUUUACUAGAUGCAACUGUGAAGGAAAAACUUUCUUCUUUAAGGAUUCUCAGUACUGGCGUUUCACCAAUGACAUAAAAGAUCCAGGGUAUCCCAAACUAAUUUCCAAAGGAUUUGGAGGACUAAAUGGAAAAAUAGUAGCAGCUCUCUCAAUAGCUAAAUACAAGAACAGACCUGAAUCUGUGUAUUUUUUCAAGAGAGGUGGCAGCAUUCAGCAGUAUACUUAUAAACAGGAACCUAUCCAAAAGUGUACUGGAAGAAGGCCUGCUAUAAAUUAUUCAGUGUAUGGAGAAAUGACACAGGUUAGGAGACGUCGAUUUGAACGUGCUAUAGGACCUUCUCAAACACACACCAUCAGAAUUCACUAUUCACCCGUCAGAGUCACUUAUCAAGACAAAGGUUUCCUCCAUAAUGAAGUUAAAGUGAGCACACUGUGGAGAGGACUUCCAAAUGUGGUUACUUCAGCUGUAUCACUGCCCAACAUGAGAAAACCUGAUGGCUACGAUUACUAUGCCUUUUCUAAAGAUCAGUACUAUAACAUCGAUGUGCCAACUAGGACAGCAAGAGCCAUUACCACUCGUUCUGGACAGACCUUAUCUAAUGUCUGGUACAACUGUCCUUAGACUGAUGGGCGAAGAAGAAUCAACUAAUUAAAAUGAAGAAAAGAAUAAUAAAUUUUGACACUGAAAUACAUUUUUAUUAAUAAAGAAUGUUGAGAUAAGCAUACCAAUUUAAAUACAAAAAUGUUUUUAAACUCGACAAUCAUUACACUAAAACAGAUUUGACAAUCUUAUUCACAGUUACUAUAGUUUAUAGAACAUUUAAUUAAUAUUUCCUCUAUUUAUUCCUCCUCUCCCUCCCAUUGCAUGGCUCACACCUAUAAGAGAAAAAAAGAAUUAAACUGAGUGCAUCUUUUAAAAAGUUGACUCAAA